Molecule: messenger RNA, 2235 nt
Organism: Physella acuta
Lineage: Eukaryota; Metazoa; Mollusca; Gastropoda; Physidae
Source: RefSeq, a predicted model, not a curated record
AUGACAGGCACCAACCCCACAAAUGGCAGGCACCAGCCCCACAAAUGGCAGGCACCAACCCCACAAAUGGCAGGCACCAACCCCACAAAUGGCAGGCACCAACCUCACAAAUGGCAGGCACCAACCCCACAAAUGGCAGGCACCAGCCCCACAAAUGGCAGGCACCAGCCCCACAAAUGGCAGGCACCAACCCCACAAAUGGCAGGCACCAACCCCACAAAUGGCAGGCACCAACCCCACAAAUGGCAGGCACCAACCUCACAAAUGGCAGGCACCAACCCCACAAAUGGCAGGCACCAACCCCACAAAUGGCAGGCACCAACCCCACAAAUGGCAGGCACCAUCCCACAAAUGGCAGGCACCAACCCCACAAAUGGCAGGCACCAGCCCCACAAAUGGCAGGCACCAACCCCACAAAUGGCAGGCACCAACCCCACAAAUGGCAGGCACCAACCCCACAAAUGGCAGGCACCAACCCCACAAAUGGCAGGCACCAACCCCACAAAUGGCAGGCACCAGGAGAAGAUGAUCAGCCACCCUGGGCCCCCACCUCACAUAAGGAUCAGCCACUCUGGGCCCCCACCUUACAUAAGGAUCAGCCACUCAUUCUCUGGGCCCCCACCUCAAUUGAGGAUCAGCCACUCUGGGCCCCCACCUCACAUAAGGAUCGGCCACUCAUUCUCUGGGCCCCCACCUCACAUAAGGAUCAGCCACUACGGGCCCCCACCUCACAUAAGGAUCAGCCACUCUGGGCCCCCACCUCACAUAAGGAUCAGCCACUACGGGCCCCCACCUCACAUAAGGAUCAGCCACUCAUUCUCUGGGCCCCCACCUCAAUUGAGGAUCAGCCACUCUGGGCCCCCACCUCACAUAAGGAUCGGCCACUCAUUCUCUGGGCCCCCACCUCACAUAAGGAUCAGCCACUACGGGCCCCCACCUCACAUAAGGAUCAGCCACUCAUUCUCUGGGCCCCCACCUCACAUAAGGAUUAGCCACUUUGGGCCUCCACCUCACAUGAGGAUCAGCCACUACGGGCCCCCACCUCACAUAAGGAUCAGCCACUCAUUCUCUGGGCCCCCACCUCACAUAAGGAUCAGCCACUACGGGCCCCCACCUCACAUAAGGAUCAGCCACUCAUUCUCUGGGCCCCCACCUCACAUAAGGAUCAGCCACUUUGGGCCUCCACCUCACAUGAGGAUCAGCCACUACGGGCCCCCACCUCACAUAAGGAUCAGCCACUCAUUCUCUGGCCACUUUGGGCCUCCACCUCACAUGAGGAUCAGCCACUACGGGCCCCCACCUCACAUAAGGAUCAGCCACUCAUUCUCUGGGCCCCCACCUCACAUAAGAAUCAGCCACUCAUUCUCUGGGCCCCCACCUCACAUAAGGAUCAGCCACUCAUUCUCUGGGCCCCCACCUCACAUAAGGAUCAGCCACUACGGGCCCCCACCUCACAUAAGGAUCGGCCACUCAUUCUCUGGGCUCCCAUCUCACAUAAGGAUCAGCCACUACGGGCCCCCACCUCACAUGAGGAUCAGCCACUCUGGGCCCCCACCUCACAUGAGGAUCAGCCACUCUGGGCCCCCACCUCACAUAAGGAUCAGCCACUCUGGGCCCCCACCUCACAUAAGGAUCAGCCACUCUGGGCCCCCACCUCACAUAAGGAUCAGCCACUCUGGGCCCCCACCUCACAUAAGGAUCAGCCACUCUGGGCCCCCACCUCACAUAAGGAUCAGCCACUCUGGGCCCCCACCUCACAUAAGGAUCAGCCACUCUGGGCCCCCACCUCACAUAAGGAUCAGCCACUCUGGGCCCCCACCUCACAUGAGGAUCAGCCACUCUGGGCCCCCACCUCACAUGAGGAUCAGCCACUCUGGGCCCCCACCUCACAUAAGGAUCAGCCACUCUGGGCCCCCACCUCACAUAAGGAUCAGCCACUCUGGGCCCCCACCUCAGCCACUCUGGGCCCCCACCUCACAUAAGGAUCAGCCACUCUGGGCCCCCACCUCACAUAAGGAUCAGCCACUCUGGGCCCCCACCUCACAUAAGGAUCAGCCACUCUGGGCCCCCACCUCACAUAAGGAUCAGCCACUCUGGGCCCCCACCUCACAUAAGGAUCAGCCACUCUGGGCCCCCACCUCACAUAAGGAUCAGCCACUCUGGGCCCCCACCUCACAUAAGGAUCAGCCACUCUGGGCCCCCACCUCAGCCACUCUGGGCCCCCACCUCACAUAA